Molecule: messenger RNA, 324 nt
Organism: Pichia kudriavzevii
Lineage: Eukaryota; Fungi; Ascomycota; Pichiomycetes; Pichiales; Pichiaceae
Exons: 2
Coding region: 1-324 (107 amino acids)
Biological process (GO): homologous chromosome pairing at meiosis; meiotic strand invasion involved in reciprocal meiotic recombination; meiotic joint molecule formation
Cellular component (GO): DNA recombinase auxiliary factor complex; condensed nuclear chromosome
Molecular function (GO): double-stranded DNA binding; recombinase activator activity
Source: RefSeq, a predicted model, not a curated record
AUGUCAUUGAGAAAACAGGGCGGGCGGCUAGAUGAAGAAACGGUUAAAUACAUGGAAAAGGAGUAUCGUCCCUAUGCAGUUACUGAUCUUAUUGGGAAUCUACACAAUGCAAUAACCAAGGCAUUAAUUAUCAGACUAUUAGACGAACUAGUUGACAAAGGGACACUUAUUGUCAAGAAGUACGGUAAGUCAAGUUUUUACUGUUAUUCCGAGCUUCAAGUCAAUGAGGAUAUGGAAACUACUAAUUUGGAGAAAUUGCAAGCAACAAAGGCAGAAAUUUGUUCAUUAGAAAAAGAAGCAACUAAGUUAAAAUCCAGUAUGUAG